AUGAUAUUGCAUCUACAUGAUGAUCCAAAAGAUGUCAAAAAAUGGUUAUAUAUCGCAAGUUCUGAUUUAUUAAAAGAAUUAGAAAAUUUUAUGUCUACUAUCAUUAUCAAUGGAUUUGGUACAAACAAUGGUGUAUUAUUUGUUAAACCAACAGGAAGACAAGUUGACAGCUCUCAUCGAUAUUAUUUUUAUAAAGUGUUAGCUCGUGUUCGACGAGCGGAUAUAUAUAAAUUCUUCAAAGUCUAUACAAAUAAAGAAGUUGAACAACACUAUGAAGAUGCACAAGUUAUAAUUGCUCGUGAACGUAUACAAAUCUGUUUAAAUGUCGUUCAUUCAGGUAUUGAUAUAACACAUAGAAAAACAAUUAUUGAUUAUACAACUGAUUUGUUCCCAGAAAUAAUAGCUGUAUCAACAACAGCAACAGAAGAAGUAGCAGCAGCAGAACAUUUAUCAGAAAAAAUCAACGAUUUACCAAGUCCUCAUUCUUCAUUAUCUUCUUUAGCAACACCAGUACUCAGUCCACCUUCAAAUGGGCGUGGAUGA
Adineta steineri is the source of this 543-nucleotide messenger RNA. Lineage: Eukaryota; Metazoa; Rotifera; Eurotatoria; Adinetida; Adinetidae. The record is from the annotation of a GenBank genome assembly.